GCGCAAGCGCGUUCACUCCGCUCCUUAACACGGGCGAAGAGUACCACAUUGCUGCAGCUCUGACCAACGAUCAGUACAAGUGCGUUGCAACGAAUGUGAAGGCUACAGACGAAUAUACUGUUACUCUUGUCUUGCAAAGCCCCCCUCGGAUAGUGUUCAUCCUCCGAACAGCCCCUCCUACUCAGGUGUCGAAGGCGAUGUGGCCAUGAGACUGUUGUGUGUCGCUCGUGGGUUCCCCACCCCUACCGUCCGUUGGGAAAUCGACGGCAAAGUUGUUGGCACAGACAAAUCAAAGGGCCUGUACGUGGAAAACAACGGCCUUAUUCUGCGGAACCCCAAGGAAAUCCACUCCAGCGUCAACUCUCACUACGUUUGUCGCGCCAAGAAUGACCACGGUGAAGCUGUUCAACCAUAUGAAGUUACUAUUUCAAAAUUCGUCGAUUCUGAUCACGCUAAUGGUAGCCACUUCGGUUCUCUAGAACAUCCAUUCGAUUUUACCUGCCCACUGCCCUAUACUGACCCCAAAUCAGUGAGAUGGUUCAAGAAUUUCACUCACUAUAUGAGUGGCCCGACCAUACAUUUCGAUCAUCCGACGGACAUCGACAGUGGUAACUACACCUGCCGUGUAAGCGACAUGAACGGCGCUGUCUCUCACACUGUUGAAAUCAUUUUUGGGUCUCCGCCUAAAAGAGAUCAAGUAUCAUUCAACGUUAACUGGAGUGGAGAGCAAUGGAAGAAAAUCUCUUGUUAUUCCAAUGAAAGGCCGUUAGGAAAGUACGAAUGGCUUUACAACGGGAAGAAAAUAGAAGGUGCGCGUGGGCAAUCCCUGCUGCCGAUCGGUUGGGGACAAUACACUUGUAAAAUCACUCACCCGCUCGGAAACCUGGUUCUCGAUUUUAAAGUUAAAACAAAGAAUAAGGAAUGUGGGAUGCCAAUAUCAUUUUUGAAGUCUGAACAUGCACCUCUUGUGUUGGACUCGUCUCUAACAUGGCUUGCCACUUCAAUCAGCGGACAAUAUUUAAUGUUGCCACACUCUGAAAAACUACAGUUAAUUUGCCAAGAUGAAAAAUCAUCGUCAAACGGCUUUACUAAAUUCCCUGUAUCAAAAUCGAUUUACGCCACUUGUGAUAAAGAAGACUCUUUCUUAGUUGAAGGCAAGCCUCAGAAAAUAUCUGAACUGAACUGCAAAAAUAGCGUAACAUCAAGUGUACGUAAAACUGGAAGACCAUGCUUGGGUGCACACACGGAAUUGAUGGAAGUUGGAUUCCAUAUUAAUGGCUUCACCAACGUUUACCAAUCUUGCGUAGAUACCGCCAAAAAUGUUCCUUUGUACACUAAAAUGAAUACAAUCGGCAUCAAGAAGGAGUCUAAUGGAAAAGUUAAGGCGGUUAAAAGAACUUGUGUGGGCAAAUGUUGCUAUGAAAAGAUACAGUUAGUGAACGCUGAUGACGUCAGUUUUGGUCCAGCAGAAAAGGCAACAUUCAUUGAUUAUCUCAACUCUGUGCCAUAUUGCAAGCCGAAAAAUAACACUGAUUGGCAUGCUAUAGAAGAGAUAAGUCGGGAAAGAGCGGAGAGUGAACUAUUCACUGUAUGGUCUGGAGCUACAAACUACGAACAAGUAGGCGGGAUUUGGACACCCAAGUAUUUAUGGAAGGUAAUAAAACAGAUGGACACAUCAGAGACGAUGGUGGUGGUCCACCAGAACACGGAGCCAGCUGGACCGAAGUUGUGUUCCGGAACAUGUGGCGAGGAGGUGGUCUGGUUCGAGCCUGUGGGCGACCGCACUUACUGCUGCAGUGUGGACGACUUUAAGAAAGCGUUCGGUGUAGCCAUUGAUUUUAAAUAGAUUUUAAAUAUAAACGCCAUAUGUUGAUGAAACAUAUAGCAGAUUACUUUUGUGUUUGAUCCAGAAAAAUCAUUUCAGUCACAGUGUGACUAGUAAAACAUAAAUUUAAUGUAUUGUUCAACAAAAGUAAUUUCCGUAUCGAUUUCUUCUAAUAGCUUUUCAAAGUUGUUAGUGAGCUGUUCUUAUGUAACUAUAUAGUGAUCCAGAAAAUAUUAUUAUUAUUUUUCCACUGAUCUCUAUCCAGUGCUAUGUCUGACCAUUCCUCCAAGAAGGAGUCCAGUUCAUCCCUCCAUCGCCGGCGGGAUCUGCCGGAUCCCCGAUCAGAGUUGUUUCCCGGAUCCAGAAAAUAAUUUUCAUUAAAUAUAUUUCUAUCAUACCAUACGACCAUUUUCUAACUCUGUGAUUUGGUACCUAAAUUUAUACUCGGGUUAUAUGCUGUUGAAUAUUUGCUUUCAAUAAAAAAUACAUAAUAAAAA
Molecule: messenger RNA, 2322 nt
Organism: Leguminivora glycinivorella
Lineage: Eukaryota; Metazoa; Arthropoda; Insecta; Lepidoptera; Tortricidae
Exons: 9
Coding region: 206-1846 (546 amino acids)
Source: RefSeq, a predicted model, not a curated record